UGCACUUGCUCGUCACACAUCUGUAAGUGUGAAACAUCUCCACGCGCAUCCUACCAGAUACAAUCUCGCACAAAACCAUCACAAACAAAAGAGAGUAUAGUAUAACAUUCAAAGAGCAUGUAAAGUCAGAGCGAGGAGGUUCGAGGCGAUCUCCCAUUAUUUUUGUCGCAGGCGCUCAGCCGCGCGUCUUCAGUCGCUCUCGCGAAUUUCUUCAGCGCGAAGCCUCUGAUCGGCGAUACGGGGAGGACACAUUUCCCCUCUCCCGCAUUUCUACCUUUAUCUCCCGCUCCAUCCACGGACAUCCGUCAGCAGCACCCGAAGAGCGGGGUCUCCUAUCCGCUGUAUUGGACCACUGGAUUUAGGUUGGGAACAGAGGGAAGGGGUCUUCACCAUGGAUUCUGACUUUUUAAACACUUAAAACCCCACACUUUUAGAAAGCCCGUGUUUAAUUAGUUGGUCGCGUGCUUCGGUUUAGGUGAUCUCUUUUCCGAUUCUUCUUUACCAAACGGGAUGGUUCCAGUCCAACACUGCCUGGGGUGAGAGUAUCUUGAAAGACUGGGAAGAAACGCAAAAGAAAAGGGGAGAGAAAUAGAGAUCGACGGAUUAUGGCUCUCGUCGUGCUGUAUCUCUUUAUUCUGACGCUCACCUGUACGAACUUUAACCUGAUGAAUGCGGCUAGGCACGCGGUACACUGGAACAGCUCCAACAUACUACUUCGUAAGGAAGGCUACACAUUGCAGGUGAAUGUGAACGACUAUCUGGAUAUUUACUGUCCUCACUACAAUAGUAGUCAGAGGGGCGUGGCUGAGCAGUAUGUGCUCUACAUGGUCAGUUAUCGUGGCUACCGCACAUGUGACCCACAGCUGGGCUUCAAACGCUGGGAGUGUAACCGCCCCCACGCACCCCAUGCACCAAUCAAAUUCUCUGAAAAAUUUCAGCGCUACAGCGCCUUCUCGCUCGGCUAUGAGUUCCAUGUUGGCCAGGAGUAUUAUUACAUCUCCACGCCCACUCACCACCAUGGCCGCAGCUGCCUGAGACUGAGAGUGUAUGUGUGCUGCUCAACAGCAUCUGAUUCAGAUGAGGAGACCCAGCCCACAGAGCCAGACUACACUCUAACACCUAACAUCAAGAUGGAUGACCUCGAUGACUAUGAUAAUCACGAGGUUACCAAACUGGAGAAGAGCAUCAGUGGUAGCAGUCCAUCCAGGGAUCGACUUCUCUUGACCAUUGCAUCACUUUUCUUCAUUGCCUUCUUGGUAUCCUAGCAUCCAACUCCUAACUGUCGCCACACCAAUGAGGCCUUGGGGGAAGGAAGGGUCCAGGGCCAGCGGGUUAGCGAAUAAAGACUGGAACACUUCAAAAGCAAUGGAAGUCAAAGAAAAGGAGACGGAACACUUGUUUGGAAUGAUGCUACAGCAGCUUGCUGAGUGUCAAGCACCAGCCCACAAUUCAACAGUGCUAUUCAUGUCUUACAAAAACACAAACAAUACUAUUACAGAUUUCAAUACAAUAAUGAGAACUGUGCCAUUUGGGUUACAAUAGUGGGGAUGUACUUUAUGCGUGCAUGUGUGUUUAGGCGUUUGUGUGGGUUUGCUGGUGCCUUCAGUGCUUGGGGCGGGGCACAUCUUUCCUUCACUCUGAAGGUUUGAUUGCUCCAUUAUCUGUGGAUUGGCAGGUUAAAAGUUUAAGAGCUUCUCAGAUUCUGUUUGAUGAAAACUGAUACCAAGAUGUUGUUAACAGUUUAGAAGCUCAGAUUACUCUUUAGCUAAUCUCAGCAGAUAAACAAAGCCACUUUUCAUUUAAUGUACUUCCAAAAGUAUUUGUUUCUCUCUCUGAGUUUCUGUUACUACAGAGAUGUAAAAACCACUGGAUGAUCAUGUAUUUGCUGUCAGGGAUGGAACAGUGAUAUUCAUUUGAUGAGUUUAAACAAGUCUGUAAUAGCAGCAGAACUCAAUGAUUCUAAAUCAACUAUAAAAGAAAACAAGUCACAUUGUUUUUGACAUGUGCACUGUCAAGGCUACAAUUUAUAAAGCAUUAAAAUCCAGUUACAACUGAUUCUUAUUUGAACCUAGUGUGAUCGCACUUAAAGGUAGGGCCAGUAAAAGCUAAUUUGUUCUUUGAUGCAGAAAAUUGAGAGAGCGAAGUGAUUUUGCAAACACAAGCGCCAAAACAGACGCAUUAAACACAUCAAGACAAACAGAAGCCAAAUAGCUUUUAUUGUUUUGUUUCCUUCUCCCUUUUGAUAAAAGGUGCUUGCUUGUGUGAGUGAGUGAGUGAGUGAGUGAGUGAGUGAGUGAGUGAGUGAGCAUGUGUGUGCAUGUAUGUGUGUGUGCAUUAGCUCAGUAAUGCUGGAAUAAUCUCCUCUGGACAUUCUGUGGAUUUAAAGACUAAUACCUUAAAUUGGAGAUACUCUGGACAACACAAACACAGACACUGUACAUAAAACACAUACAUUUAUUUAUGUUUGGGACAAAUGGACAUUGUGGACGGCCUUAUGUCCACUCAUUAGUUUGGACCAUGCUGAUUCUCGCUGGAUUCGGAGAACUCUGAGAUGCCAAACCAACUUCAGCUGGUUCAUUCCAGUUCAAACCAGUUCCACUUGUUGCUGCUUGCAUCAGACUUCUUUUGGUGGUGAUCAAAUGAAAGACCAAAUGAAAAUUGAGGGGUCCAGUUUCUAAGGCAACAGUUAUUCAGUGGUGGUUUUCUAUAAUGCCACACACACACCUAAAGGUACUUGGAGUUCAGCGGGAAAUCAGAAAAACACACUAAAUAACCGCAAUUACCAACAGCAGUUCUGGUGACACUUUUGCCAAGAGUAAUACAAACAAACAAGUGCUUUAGGCCAGGUAGUUAUUGUGUUCUUAUGAUCUUUUCAAUGGAUAAACAGCAGCAAAUAUCAUUUUACAACAAGGUCCCAAAUUAAGACUCUAACUUUUUUUUACAUAGCAAGCACCUUAUCAUGAUGAUAACAAAACCCUUCCACAGCCCAUGAUAGCAACCAGUGCUGCUUUUUACCCUAGAACCAAACACAUGCAAAUACUGCUUAAACUUGCAAUGGAAUGUGAUUUAGGAAAAGUGAUGUAUGGUAGAGGAUUUUUUUUAACAUAGAGUCAUAAUGGAAGUUUAAUGUUUUUAUAUGGACGCCUUCUCUCACAACCACAGGCCGUCUCUAACAUAUUGAUGAAGCUGUUUAUUGUAUCAUUCUGCUUUUGCUCUGCAAAUAAUUUCAAUUCAUAUCUGCUUUAUAUUCCAUUAUAUGGUUGCUGUGGUAGCACUGGUCUAGAGCAACUUCAGAACAAAUAAUGGAACACUAACUUGAAUGCUCAGAAUGAUGUGACGUAAGUAUUUAUACAGACUUGAAUCUACAUUUUAUUUGUUUAUUGACUUUCAUGUUGUCUUUCAAAGGUGUUAGGUUGAGGUAGCUUUUGUGUUUAGAAGGGUUUGCUCAUUGAGUUUGGCUUUUUUAGGGCUUGUUAAUUUUUUGAUGGCAUAAUGUAAUAUUUCAGAAGAGUUGAUCAGGUAAAUGGAGGGAAAAGUAUCACUCUUAAAAUGUUGCACUUACAAAAACUUGGACACGAGAAUAAUGUGUGUAUAUGUGUGUGGGAGUGAGUGAGUGAGUGAGAGAGAGAGAGAGAUUGCAACUGUUAGAAGUUGUCAUUUGUAUUAAAACUAUCCUAAAUAUCCGUUUGAUCUUUUAAGUGUGUGUGAGAGAAUGACAGAUAGUACUAUUGAUAGGGGGCGGUGUGUGCGUGUGUGUGCACAUAUGUUUGAGUAUUGUUUUCUAUUGUUUAGUCUGAGCAUAUUCUGUGUGAAUGUGUAAGUGGGUGUGAGGAACUAUUGUUUUUUUUGGGGGGAAAACAAAAACAUUUAUUAGUGUUUGAAACAAACAAUUACAAUCAUGUUUACCUUCAACUGGAAUGAAUUAAAAGAUCCUGAAAAAAUAACAAAGCUUAUAAUAAUAAUCAUGAAACAAAACAUUGUGCCUUUGAUUCAUAUUUGUUACAGACACAAGGAUGUUGAUUAUGCACUCAUAUGUUUGUGUUAGAUAUUGGAAAAUCUAUCGGAAUGUGCUCAGUCUCUGAUUAAGCCAAUAAGUGUACACAAAACACA
Xyrauchen texanus (razorback sucker) is the source of this 4110-nucleotide messenger RNA. RefSeq names its product ephrin-A3b (gene efna3b). The coding region runs from base 606 to 1265 and encodes 219 amino acids. Gene Ontology annotation, cellular component: plasma membrane. Gene Ontology annotation, molecular function: ephrin receptor binding. The transcript has 5 exons. Gene Ontology annotation, biological process: ephrin receptor signaling pathway; axon guidance. The record is from RefSeq and is a predicted model, not a curated record. Lineage: Eukaryota; Metazoa; Chordata; Actinopteri; Cypriniformes; Catostomidae.